GAUAGAGGACAGGCUGAUGGCUUCGGACUCGAGAUUCUGCCGAAACUACGAGACGUGAAGGGAAAGCAUAAUAACGUGAGUCUUCUGGAGUAUGUGGUGCGCAUGUAUAUCAAGAACUACUGCUCGGAGGUGUUGUCUGUGGACGAGAUCCGGUUCCCACUGCCGGAGCCGUCGGAUCUGGAGAGGGCGUCGGCUAUAGUUUUCGAUGAUAUCGUUGCGGACAUCAAUACUUUGGAGAAUAAUAUGCAUUCAUGUGAACGAAAAGUGGAGAAAGUGUUGAAAUGCGCUCAAAAUCCGCAGCACAUCGAGCCGUUUGAGUCGCGAAUGAAGACAUUUAUAGAAAAGUCGAAGAAUCAGAUCCGAGAGAUGAAGGAGAAUGUGGAGGAAUGUCAGCUAAAGUUCCCCGAGACUAUGAAGUACUUUAUAUACAAACCGAAGUCCAGUAAAGAGUGCGAUUGGCCUAAAGAGUUCUUCGCCCAUUGGAUCCCCUUUAGCAGGGAUUUCAAGGAUAUAUUCAAACGCGAGAUUCAGCGCACGAUUAAACAAAAUGUUGAGAAACAGAAGCAAAAAGUGAAGGAAUUGACAGAAAGCGGCUAUACAAAGCGCGCCCGUGAGCUACCGGUGCCGUACUUUCGAGCCGUGAACUACAUUCUUAUAAUCGAUUCCUAA
Molecule: messenger RNA, 669 nt
Organism: Oppiella nova
Lineage: Eukaryota; Metazoa; Arthropoda; Arachnida; Sarcoptiformes; Oppiidae
Source: the annotation of a GenBank genome assembly